This is a messenger RNA of Esox lucius (northern pike), 659 nucleotides long. RefSeq names its product macrophage mannose receptor 1-like. NCBI's taxonomy places the organism in Eukaryota, Metazoa, Chordata, Actinopteri, Esociformes, Esocidae. The record is from RefSeq and is a predicted model, not a curated record. The transcript is spliced from 3 exons. The coding region runs from base 179 to 574 and encodes 131 amino acids.
UGUGGCUGUGAGGUACAUCAUAAAGUUCAGAGAGCUCCAGAAAGAAACCAAUAGGAAGUCUCUGCUAUUGGUUCAAGUCUCUACAAAAUGACUUCUCGAAUUCAGUCAGACCAUCAGACGGUGCAGCAACGGCCUAAAAGACACACUUCAACUCCUGGUGCCUCACUGUGGCCAGGCCAUGGACAACGCCAUCUUAACAGCGCUCCUCGUCUCCGGUGUGCUGAGGGUAAUUGUGCUGAUUGUGGUGACAGAGAGCAAGACGUGGGAGGGGGCUUUGGAGUACUGCAGGGAGCAGCACACGGACCUGGCCAGCCUGCUGUCCGCUACGGAGCUACUUCAGGCCCAGGCGGAGAGCACGGAGGCCCAGACCACCACGUCCUACCUGUGGACCGGCCUGGUUUACCUGGCUGACAGCUGGCUGUGGGUGAAUGGGGAUCCCCUGGAGUAUGAGGGCUGGCCCCAGGGUGGAGCGCAUCUUUGCCCAGCCUGGAACCUCCGCUGUGGGGCAAUUGGACUGACGGGACUGUGGGAGAACCGGGACUGCCAGGAGAGGCUCAGCUUCAUCUGUUACUAGUGACUAUUUUUAGGGUGGAUGAAGAUGUCAGACUCCCAGGGUCGAUCGUAAAUCUAAGGGGUUUCCACUCCUGGAAUUGGUCCAG